GCCCUCCUGGGCAACGGCCUCAUCAUCAGCGCCGUAGCCUGCGGCCACCACCUGCACACGCCCAUGUUCUUCUUCCUGCUCAACCUGGCCCUCAGCGACCUGGGCUUCAUCUGCACCACUGUCCCCAAAGCCAUGCACAAUUCCCUCUGGGACACCAGGGACAUCUCCUACACUGGAUGUGCUGCUCAGCUCUUUUUCUUUAUGUUCUUCAUUGGAGCAGAGUUUUAUCUCCUGACCGUCAUGUGCUAUGACCGCUACGUGUCCAUCUGCAAACCCCUG
Messenger RNA from Melospiza melodia melodia, 279 nucleotides. RefSeq names its product olfactory receptor 14I1-like. Gene Ontology annotation, cellular component: plasma membrane. NCBI's taxonomy places the organism in Eukaryota, Metazoa, Chordata, Aves, Passeriformes, Passerellidae. The record is from RefSeq and is a predicted model, not a curated record. The annotation marks the transcript as partial. Gene Ontology annotation, biological process: detection of chemical stimulus involved in sensory perception of smell; G protein-coupled receptor signaling pathway. Gene Ontology annotation, molecular function: G protein-coupled receptor activity; olfactory receptor activity. The transcript has a single exon.